UUGAAAUUUUUUUAAAAUUAAUACUUUUCGACGGAAAAUUUGAGGUUUCUCCACCCUAAGUUUUGUUAUUGUUGGUAUCUCCUGAAAAGUACAAAAAUCGGACUCAAAAUAAAGGCUCAGAAGGAAUUAUAAAUUUUCAAGGUGUUCGGUUUGCUCUUAAAAUAUUUUGUUCCUAGAGUAAAAGUUUUUUUUUGUUUUUAGAUUAAGAUCCAAAAGAAACCAUGCAAAAUUAUGAAUCAUUAAAUGAUGCAGGCACUCACGAACAAGACGAACAAGCUAUAUUAUUCCAUACAGCAGAAACAACUAGGUCGAAAUGGACUCACAUAGAUGAUUUAGAUUCAUUUUUCAGUCGAAUGUACAAAUACCAUCAAAAACAUGGAUUCACCUGCAUGUUGCUACAAGAUAUUUUAGAUUUAAACAAAUUCGCAUUUGUUGUAGUUUUAACAACAUACCUUUUCCAUGGAAUCAACUACGCGACAUUGUUUGGCCAAAACCCACACCAACAAAACAACUCGAAAAUAUCUCUUAGUGAUGUUAUUUUAUCACCUUCCGAAUGUAUAGCAAAUUUCACACUUGUCACUUGGUGCAUGAACAUUAUCGCCUUCACGGUUAUGAUAUUAAAAUUUUUAACAAGAUUUUAUCAACUCAUCCAUUUCUGGGACAUCAAACAAUUCUACAAUACUGCCCUAGGUAUACGUGAUAAAGAUUUAGAUAAUUUAACGUGGUCUGAUAUAAUGGAGAAAAUUAAAGAGGUACAAUUAGAUAUACAAAUGUGCAUACAUAAAAGGGAAUUAACGGAAUUGGAUAUCUAUCAUCGAAUAUUGCGACAAGAAAAUUAUAUGGUUGCUAUGGUGAAUAAACAUCUUUUUCCGCCAAGGCUCCAGUUACCUGUGGGAGGUGAAAUAGUGUACUGGACCAAAACAUUAAGGUACAACAUCCAAGGUUUGCUCUUUUGGUCACCUUGGUCUCCAUUCGAGAGCCCGUGGCAGUUGAGGGAAGAAUAUAAAAAGCAAAAUUUAAGAAACGAACUUGCAACUCAAUUAGGCCGUAACAUUUUAUGGCUGGCGUGCAUAAACCUCUGCUUGGCACCAAUCAUAUUUCUGUGGCAAAUUUUGUACAGUUUUUACAGUUACGGAGAAUUAAUUAAACGGGAACCGGGACGAAUGGGAAUAAGGAAUUGGUCGCUAUAUUCGAAAUUGUACUUUAGACACUUCAAUGAGCUCGAUCAUGAGCUACAAGCUAGAUUGAUACGAGCUUAUCGCCCCGCUUCGGAAUAUUUACAAGCUUUUAACAGUCCGAUACUUACAGUCGUCGCGCAAUAUAUCGGUUUCGUGAGCGGAUCGUUAUUCACGGUUAUAGUUGCUUUAACGAUUUACGAUGAAGAUGUUAUUGCUGUCGAAAACGUUUUAACUAUCAUGACUGCCCUCGGAGGAUUGACAGCACUUUGUAGAUCUUUAAUACCCGAGGAAACGACGGUAUGGUGCCCGGAACAGUUACUGGAAUGCGUCGUAAUGCAUACUCACUAUUUGCCGGGUGAUUGGAAGGGAAAUGCGCACACUUCGCGCAUCAGAUGGAAAUUCCAAGAAUUAUUCCAAAUGAGCGUACUAGCGAUAAUAGACGACAUGUUCGCUCCUAUAUUGACGCCUUUUUUAAUGUGGAGAUGGGUGUAUCCGCGAUCGUUAGAAAUAGUUGAUUUUUUUCGAAAUUUCACCGUAAACGUUGUAGGGGUUGGCGAUGUUUGUAGUUUCGCCGAAAUGAACAUAAAAAAACACGGUAACCCAAUGUGGCAAGUAGACGGAACAAUGGGAGCAGAAGAUCAGUACAAUCAAGCCGAAGAUGGAAAAGUUGAACUUUCCCUCGUACAUUUCGCCGCUACAAAUCCGAAUUGGGUACCACCACCAGAUGCACAAGAAUUCAUCGAGUCCGUACAAGAUGAAUUUGCGGAAAUGUCGGUACCGUUGGAAUCGGAAGCUUUGAUGUUGGGCGGUAGCGUUACUAAUACCGGUAUGGCUAAUUUCAAUCAGCAGCAAGGUUUCACUUUAAGCGCGGAAGAGAGAAGCAAGAGGAAAACAGAUGCUAACGCUACCGUUACUCUAGUACUACCCGAUGAUAUGGGAAAAAGCGAAACGAACCUAAUAGAAGAACCAGCAGCGGAUCAAGAUUCCCGCACGAGCAGCCGCGCGGCGAAAUCUGUCGUUUGGUUUACACCACCACCAGAUCAACCACAAACUAGCACUAGCAGUUUUACCGCUUUGCGGGAGAAACGGAAGUCGGUGGCGUGGCUCGAGGGGCCGGAUAUUACCGCGUCUACGAACAUGACGAAGAGCACUAUGGUGCUUCAACAACGUAACGCUAGGGCGAGAAUAGUAAAUGCGAACGCGAGGUCUGCGGAUCAGUUUCAAGAAACUACUCCUUUGUUGUCGGAGAGGCGGCCUAGUCCAUGA
Molecule: messenger RNA, 2444 nt
Organism: Psylliodes chrysocephalus
Lineage: Eukaryota; Metazoa; Arthropoda; Insecta; Coleoptera; Chrysomelidae
Source: the annotation of a GenBank genome assembly